Messenger RNA from Mollisia scopiformis, 715 nucleotides. RefSeq lists its product as uncharacterized. NCBI's taxonomy places the organism in Eukaryota, Fungi, Ascomycota, Leotiomycetes, Helotiales, Mollisiaceae. The transcript is spliced from 2 exons. The record is from RefSeq and is a predicted model, not a curated record. The coding region runs from base 1 to 678 and encodes 225 amino acids.
AUGUCUUUCACUUGUUUCCCUCGACUUCCAGCAGAGCUGCGCUUGAAGAUCUGGAAGCACUCUCUUCCCGGUCCCCGUAUCAUUACCAUGUAUAUGGAGCUUAGGGCUGGCCAUGAUCUCCUCAAAGCACGAGCGCCAGAGGAGAGUGAAUUGAACGCUCUCUACUACGCAUGCAAAGACUCUCACAAUGUAUUGAAAGCUGCCUUCAAACGCCAAUUUCACGGGGUAUUCAUGCAAUGUCCAAUCUGGUUCAACGAGGAGAUCGAUACUAUCUUGUUCGCUAGUGAAAAAGCAAUGUCUCAUUUCUUCGUUGAGUCGAGUCAAAGGAGAUCAACAAACCGGACUGGGCCUUACAGCGUGAAGUACCUGAUUUUGGGAUAUCCACUCGAAACUUUACUACUGGUGCGGUUGGGUUCAGCAGAUGAAUUGGCUAAGGAAAUCAUGUUCCUUGUUUUUCAGGCUGUCACUCGUUUCAUCAAUCUUCGACAACUUACCUUUGUCUUGGGUUCUGCCUAUGAGUUUGAUACCCAGGCUGUCAAUAUGGAAUUUCGAAGUGUCAAUCACAUGGACAAAGAAGCUCCUAUGUAUUUGGGGGCAGGCUACGGAGAAAAUGUGCUGGAUGACUUGAAGUUUGAGCUUGUGCGUCUAACGGAUGUUCAGGAAUCCUGGUCAAACUGAGCAUUGACGGUGAUAGGCAUAGAAUUCCUGCUGGUGG